GUCAACCCCGAGCAGUUCAUGAACAUCAGCCAGAUAAUCCGUUUCCACGGAUAUCCCAGCGAGGAGCACCAAGUCCUGACGGAUGAUGGCUACUUCCUGACGGUGAACCGGAUUCCUGGUGGCAGAGAGGAGGCUGGAAGCAGAGGAUCCAGGUUACCUGUGUUGCUCCAGCAUGGCUUGGUUUUAGAUGGUAGCAAUUGGGUUGCCAAUUUCCCCAACAACAGCCUGGGCUUCAUCCUCGCAGACGCAGGGUACGACGUCUGGAUCGCAAACAGCCGGGGCAACAGCUGGUCCCGCCGGCACCUGAACCUUUCUGUCGACCAAGAGGAGUUUUGGGAUUUCAGCUUCCAUGAGAUGGCCAUGUACGACCUCCCUGCCAUGGUGGGCUUCAUCCUAAGGCAAACCGGGCAGGAGAAACUGUUCUACGUCGGCCACGCUCAGGGCAACUCUCUGGGUUUCAUAGCGUUUUCGAGCAUGCCACAGCUGGCUGAGAAAAUCAAAAUGUUCUUUGUGGUGGGUCCUCUCUACACUUUUUGUACGAGUAAAGGUCCGGUAGCAAGUAUUUUAUAUCUCCCUGAUGUAAUGAUUAAGGUGAUUUUCGGGAGGAAAGAAGCAGCUCUGCUGGCACGGGAGCCGAGAGCGGCGGUGGCCAGGGCGUGCAACUGCUGGCUGCUCAACAGGCUCUGCACAGACGGGCUUUUCCUCGUUGGAGGAUUUAACCGGAAGAACUUGAACAUGAGCCGAACAGACGUGUACUUAUCGCAUUUCCCGGACUACACAUCCACUAAAAACUUCCUCCACUGGGGCCAGACUGCCAAAACCGGGGAGUUCAAGCAGUUUGACUACGGGGAGAAGAACCAGGAGAAGUACAACCAGACUUCGCCGCCCUUUUACAGACUAGAAGACAUGACGGUGCCGACCGCCGUGUGGAGCGGUGGGGAGGACUGGAUUACCUCUCCUGCGGAGACCCAGCGCCUGCUCUCCCGCAUCACCAACCUCGUUCAUCACGAGCACUUCCCCGACUGGACCCACUGGGAUCACAUCUGGGGCCUGGACGCCCCUCAGCGCAUGUACAGGCAGAUGGUCGCUCUGAUGGAGCAAGAUCCAUGA
Fulmarus glacialis (Northern fulmar) is the source of this 1110-nucleotide messenger RNA. Its product is annotated as lipase member M-like. The coding region runs from base 19 to 1110 and encodes 363 amino acids. The record is from RefSeq and is a predicted model, not a curated record. NCBI's taxonomy places the organism in Eukaryota, Metazoa, Chordata, Aves, Procellariiformes, Procellariidae. Gene Ontology annotation, molecular function: hydrolase activity, acting on ester bonds. The transcript has 9 exons.